GAAAGAUUUCCUAAAAUUUCGUUUUAAAAUUCCCGACCAACUCCCUUCUUCCGCCUAUACCCAACUCCUCCAGUCCCUUAAUUGCCUUCAACUUUCCGACAGACCAAAGCAGUAAAUUAUAUAAGGGAGAACAUUGUAAAGCACAGGAGCUUUAGUCUAGAACCGCCAUUUUCCCGGUAAAUGAGCUGCUUUCAUUCUAAAGUAACAAGACACGAAGAUCUUAUUGAACUCGCUUCUCAAACUGCCUUUACUGUUACUGAAGUUGAAGCACUCUUUGAGCUAUUCAAGAGCAUAAGCAGUUCUGUGAUCGAUGAUGGGCUGAUUAACAAGGAAGAGUUUCAAUUAGCCCUGUUUAUGAAUAAGAAGAAGGAAAACAUUUUUGCAAAUCGGAUCUUUGAUUUGUUUGAUGCCAAGAAGAAGGGAGUCAUUGAUUUUGGUGACUUUGUUCGAGCACUCAACAUCUUCCAUCCAAACGCUUCCCAAGAGGACAAGACUGAUUUUGCAUUUAAACUUUAUGACAUGGAUGGAACGGGUUUUAUUGAGCGUAAUGAGGUCAAGCUAAUGCUGAUUGCUCUUUUAUGUGAAUCUGAAAUGAAGUUGGGCGAUGAAAUCAUUGAGGCUAUUCUUGAUAAGACGUUAUUGGAUGCCGACAUUAAUCAGGAUGGGAAGAUAGAUAUAUUAGAAUGGCAAAACUUGGUUGCCCGUAAUCCAUCGUUGUUGAAAAUCAUGACUCUCCCCUACUUGAGGGACAUAACAACAGCAUUUCCAAGCUUUGUUUUUAAUUUCAAAGUAGACGAGGUUGCUGCGUGAUUAGGGAGUUUGUUCAUAGAGUCGAAAGACAGUUGUUUGCAGGAUUUGUUUGUGACAUUGAGCUUCUCUAUGUGAACAAAGUUUGUGGCUAAAAGCCCUAAAUAUGGUUAGGAUUGGUUAGUGGUAUACUGAAUUUGCAUAGGCAUUCAAGUUGACCCAUUCGGGUCUUCUCCAUUUGUAAUCAAAUAAUUUUUCUAGUGGGAAAUAUGAGUUGGGAGUUAGAUUUUAGUGUUU
Messenger RNA from Gossypium raimondii (Peruvian cotton), 1044 nucleotides. Its product is annotated as calcineurin B-like protein 1. Bases 181 to 810 code for a protein of 209 amino acids. Gene Ontology annotation, molecular function: calcium ion binding; kinase binding. NCBI's taxonomy places the organism in Eukaryota, Viridiplantae, Streptophyta, Magnoliopsida, Malvales, Malvaceae. The transcript is spliced from 9 exons. The record is from RefSeq and is a predicted model, not a curated record. Gene Ontology annotation, biological process: calcium-mediated signaling.